GUUGGAGAGCGUGCCUUUUAUGGCAACACUGGGCGGCGCUAGUAGUAGGCGAGCCUGCUAAACGCUCGCCCUGACUACGAAACUUCCUUUUCCUUUGACCAUCACCGAAAUGGCGCCGAAAAUUCAGCGUGUCAAGACGACCAAGAAGUCCAGGAAGGGAAUUUCUUGGAAAUACACCCUUGAUUGCACCCACCCGGUGGAGGAUGGCAUUCUUGAUUCUGCCAAUUUUGAGACUUUCCUGAAAGAGAGGGUGAAGGUCAAUGGCAAAACUGGCAAUCUCGGAAAUGUUGUCCAGAUUGCCCGCCUGAAGAACAAGAUCAGCGUCACCUCAGAAAACAAGUUCUCCAAAAGGUACCUCAAGUAUCUGACGAAGAAGUACUUGAAGAAGAACAACCUGCGUGACUGGCUGAGAGUUGUGGCUUCCGACAAGGAGACCUACGAGCUGCGCUACUUCCAGAUUAGCCAGGAAGAGGACGAGUCUGAGGCCGAAGACUAGGCUGAAGCUCUGUGCCAGUACUUUACUGUCGACUGUGAUGGGGUCGUGGUGGUGGUGGCGGCGUCAGGAGUUUUGUUGAAAAUAAAGAUGACUGUCCAUCAA
Molecule: messenger RNA, 598 nt
Organism: Engraulis encrasicolus (European anchovy)
Lineage: Eukaryota; Metazoa; Chordata; Actinopteri; Clupeiformes; Engraulidae
Gene: rpl22l1
Product: ribosomal protein L22-like 1
Exons: 4
Coding region: 110-496 (128 amino acids)
Biological process (GO): cytoplasmic translation
Cellular component (GO): ribosome
Molecular function (GO): RNA binding; structural constituent of ribosome
Source: RefSeq, a predicted model, not a curated record